AUGCUAGCCUCCGUCUUGGCGACACCAAUGCGUCCGCAGUUUCACCAUCUCCAGAUACCAACUCCGUGUGCCCCGAAGCGCUCCAUGGAUGAGGAGCAGCUCUGCCUUCGACUGCAUAAGCGGUUACGAAUUGGCAGCCCAACAGCGGCACGCCAAUUGGCAAAUGGCCACUACUCGCAGGCAAACAGUUUUCUUCAGCAGCUGCAUGCAGAGCAUUUGGCCAGGCGUCAGCAAACACCUCGUCCUGCCGCCUAUCCGUCGCCAGAUGCUUCUAUGACGAUGACCACACAGGCUUGGACGGCUGGUGGCAGCGCAGCUCAAACAGACUUUGCUGCAAUGACGCACUUUGUGCUCAGCGAUGUUGUGCAGUGCUCGCACGGAGCUCAAGGCCGCUGUUUGCAAUGUGUGGGCCGCUUGGUGCAAAAUGUUCCACUGCAAGUCUACAGUGAUUGGUGUUCAGCUUGCAGCUCACCUGCAUCUUCCUCCACCACUCCGCCACCGCGUCCAUGUGCCACCUCCGUGAGGGAGCUGACCUUUCCGGCGACCGCAGCUCUCAUUGCAUGUCUCAGUCCUGAGCCCGGAGAGAGGCUCUUGCACCUGUGCAGCGGGGUCGCGCGCGUCGUGGCAGCCUGGGCGCUUCUCGUUCCUCGAGGAAUGGCCUGUGGAAUUGAGCGCUGCGCGGCACUCCACGAAGCUGCUGUAGCCGCUGUCGAAAAGAUGGAUGCAGAGGUCCAGAGUCGGGUGCUGCUCCACAACAGCAACCUCCUGGACUCGCAGAACGACUGGCAUCAGGCGAGCACCAUUCUCGUCAGUGGCGAAGCGCUGGAAAAUUCGGUGGCUCAGGUCACGGCCGGCCUGGACAGGACGCAGCCAGGAACUCGCAUUGCCUCAAUCGGGCGACCUCUUGGUGAUCCCCAUGGUGGACCCCAUGCUCUGCAGCUUGUGCGACAGGUCUUGUACCGAACAGUUGGCUCAGGCAAUGC
This is a messenger RNA of Symbiodinium pilosum, 983 nucleotides long. Lineage: Eukaryota; Dinophyceae; Suessiales; Symbiodiniaceae. The record is from the annotation of a GenBank genome assembly.